AGCCUCAUGCAAUUCUCGCUCACUCCACAAUCUUUUGAUACCCAGCCUUCCCUUGCGCCCCCAUCAAACAAACCAAACCCUAAUUUCCUCAUCUCAUUUCUCCGCCUUAAAGCCGCCGAAUCAGCCCCGUCCUCCGCCGCCGUUGAAUCAGUGUUGUUGUUGUUGUUGUUCUUCUGAAGUAGGUGUGGGGAUAUCAGUGUUAGUGUGUGAAUUCGGGUAUAUCGGGUUCAUUUCGGGUCUUUUCUGCUUCUUUUGACGGGGGUAGCCGGGGCUCCGGCCUCGGCGGGUUUUAAAACCCCCAUCCAUUACAACCUAUACACUCACCACCUAACCCUAACCCUAACCCUAAUCCUAUACAUACACAUUCUUUCAUUCUUUUUCUUAUUCUUCUUGUUUCACAAGAUGCCUGCACUCGCGUGUUGCGUAGACGCCGCCGUGGCGCCGCCGCCGUUCACUCCGAUGGACGUCACUUUUCCGGCGCCGGAGAAGCUCGAGAUUCCGGCGGAUUCGCAUUGGUCGCCGGCGAUGUCGUCUGCUCUCUACCGGAUUGACCGUUGGGGCGGGCCCUACUUCUCCGUGAAUUCCUCCGGGAAUGUUUCGAUUCACCCGCACGGAGCGAACACGAUGGCUCACCAGGAGAUUGAUUUGAUGAAGAUUGUGAAGAAGGCCUCGGACCCGAAAGACCAGGGCGGCCUCGGGUUGCAGCUCCCGAUUAUUAUUCGCUUGCCGGAUGUGUUGAAGAACAGGGUGGAGUCCCUGCAAUUGGCUUUUGAGCUUGCUAUUGAUUCCCAAGGCUACCCUAGUCAUUACCAGGGCGUUUAUCCUGUUAAAUGUAAUCAGGACAAGUUUGUUGUUGAUGAUAUUGUUAAAUUUGGGUCUGCUUUUCGCUUUGGUUUGGAAGCUGGCUCCAAACCCGAGCUUUUGUUGGCUAUGAGCGCUCUUUGCAAAGGAAGCCCCGACAGUUUUCUUGUUUGUAAUGGAUUUAAGGAUGCCGAGUAUAUUACUCUUGCUUUGAUUGGGAGGAAGCUCAAUUUCAAUACUGUGAUUGUGCUGGAAUUGGAGGAGGAGGUUGAUUUGGUCAUUGAUUUGAGCCGCAAGCUUGGCGUUAGACCGGUGAUUGGAAUGAGGGCUAAGUUGAGGACCAAGCAUCAGGGUCAUUUCGGAUCAACUUCUGGUGAAAAAGGUAAGUUUGGUCUUACCACUACUCAGAUAUUGCGUGUUGUUAAGAAAUUAGCUCAAUGUGGAAUGUUGGAUUGUUUGCAAUUGUUGCAUUUUCAUAUUGGUUCCCAAAUUCCCACGACUGCUUUGUUAGCUGAUGGGGUAGGGGAAGCUGCUCAGGUUUAUUGUGAAUUAGUCCGCCUUGGUGCACGUAUGGGGGUUUUUGAUAUCGGCGGGGGUUUGGGAAUUGAUUAUGAUGGUUCAAAGUCGCCGAAUUCAGAUGUUUCAGUUGGUUAUACUUUGGAGGAAUAUGCAGCUGCUGUUGUUAGGGCUAUUAGGUCUGUUUGUGACCGGAAGAUGGUUAAGCAUCCUGUGAUAUGCAGUGAAAGUGGGAGGGCCAUUGUCUCUCAUCAUUCAAUUCUGGUUUUUGAGGCUGUAUCUGCAAGUAAGAAUAGUGUGCCUCAGAUGACUUCUGGAGACCUCAACUACCUAAUUGAGAGGCUUCCCCAGGAUGCUAUUGUUGAUUACCAGAAGUUAUCCGCAGCUGCUGUGGGCGGUGAGUACGAAACAUGCUUGCACUAUUCUGAUCAACUGAAGCAGAAAUGUGUAGAACAGUUCAAGGACGGAUCUUUUGAUCUUGAACAGCUUGCUGCUGUUGAUGGAUUGUGUGAACUGGUAUACAAGGCAAUUGGGGCUUCGGAUCCAGUUAGGACGUAUCAUGUGAACUUGUCUGUUUUUACAUCCAUACCCGAUUUCUGGGGUAUUGGCCAGCUGUUUCCAAUCAUGCCAAUCCAUCGCCUCGAACAAAAGCCGGUGGUGAAGGGAAUAUUGUCUGACUUAACCUGUGACAGUGACGGGAAGAUUGAGAAGUUCAUCGGAGGUGAAGAGAGCUUGCCCCUUCACGAAUUAGAAGGAAGUGGCGAAGGAAGUUACUACCUAGGGAUGUUUCUUGGCGGUGCCUAUGAGGAGGCGCUGGGGAGUAUUCACAAUCUGUUUGGCGGGCCAAGUGUUGUUCGUGUCUCGCAGAGUGAUGGUCCUCACAGCUUUGCUGUGACAAGGGCGGUUCCUGGGCCUUCCUGUGCGGAUGUUCUGCGGGUGAUGCAGCAUGAGCCUGAAAUGAUGUUCGAGGAACUCAAGCACCGUGCUGAGGAGUAUGUUCUGGAUGAGGGUGGCCAUGGUUUGGACCAUGAUGCUACCGCAAAUGGGCUGGCAUGUUCUUUUCAUAACAUGCCUUAUCUUGUUAAUUCCUCUUGCAGCUUGACUGCUGCAAAUGGUAACAACGGCUACUAUUAUUCUGAUGUUGAUAACUACAGCACCGUCACGGAUUCUGAUGCAGCUGAGGAUGAGCAGUGGUCCUACUGCUGUGCUUGAGAUUUGUCGACAUCAGCAAACGAGAAGCAUCUCUUUCUGCUUGCUAGUUUGCCUUUCCAUUUUGUGCUUUUAGUUCUCUGUUUAUGUUCAUCGACAAUAAUGACAAUAAUAUGUAAGAUUAGACAAUGAUUUGCAUUCGCAAUGCAAAUAGACAAGUGGUCGGAUUACCCUAUGUUCGGUAUCCUCAUCUCACUUUUCUCUAGUAUUUCAUCUACCAAUGAUAACGUUUUUGUAGACUUUCUUUAGCUUAAACAACAUCUUUUCACA
Molecule: messenger RNA, 2796 nt
Organism: Daucus carota subsp. sativus
Lineage: Eukaryota; Viridiplantae; Streptophyta; Magnoliopsida; Apiales; Apiaceae
Product: arginine decarboxylase
Exons: 1
Coding region: 403-2529 (708 amino acids)
Biological process (GO): spermidine biosynthetic process; L-arginine catabolic process
Molecular function (GO): arginine decarboxylase activity
Source: RefSeq, a predicted model, not a curated record